Messenger RNA from Tribolium castaneum (red flour beetle), 1939 nucleotides. It is a transcript of the gene mlt, whose product is annotated as mulet. The record is from RefSeq and is a predicted model, not a curated record. Bases 232 to 1674 code for a protein of 480 amino acids. Lineage: Eukaryota; Metazoa; Arthropoda; Insecta; Coleoptera; Tenebrionidae. Gene Ontology annotation, molecular function: alpha-tubulin binding. Gene Ontology annotation, biological process: tubulin complex assembly; microtubule cytoskeleton organization; post-chaperonin tubulin folding pathway. The transcript is spliced from 7 exons. Gene Ontology annotation, cellular component: cytoplasm.
GGCGGCGCCUCUCAAUUUUUUGAAAAUCUGUCUGUGACCCGUCAUGAUUUUCGUCUAAACUAAAUUACAGUGAAAAGUAAAAAUAAUGCCGGAACUGGAUCAACUCGUUUAAUUAAUUAAAAGAAAGCUGUUUGAGUCAUUGUUAUUAUGCAGAUAAAUUUCCGGAUGAAAAGUCCCGAAAAUGACUCGGAAAAUUUAAAUAAACAUUGUCCGGCCGUAUAAAGCACAAAAAUGCCUUCGCUCCUCGAAGCCCUCGAACAGAAAUACGGCGAAAGUUCAACCGAGUCGGAAGGUUCAGAUGACGAAGGCAUUUCAGUGGCCAUUUUCGUGCCUUGUAAAUCCCCUCGAAGUAUCGUUCCUUCACUUCUUGUUUUAAACGACUGCGAUAUUGCAACAGCUGGUGAAAAAGAAGCUCUGGAAGCGAAAUGUGCAUGUGUUGAAGAAUUAGACCUUGCCAAAAACAAGCUCAAAGACUGGCCAGAGGUUUUUGGAAUUUUGCAACAAAUGCCACGUUUGAAAUUCGUAAAUUUGAGCUUCAAUGAGUUGAACACGCCCUUGAAGAACGUGGAAGUCGACAGGAAUUUGCGAUGGCAGCAGUUGAGGAAUUUAGUCCUGAAUUCGACUUACAUCGACUGGGAAAGUGUCGAUCAAAUCCUUGAUCAUUUGCCCCGUUUGGAAGAAUUGCACUUGAGUAUGAACGAUUAUAACGUUGUGAAUUUAUGCAAGAAAAAUUGUGAUUGUGGCCGAAUUGAUAAUAAAACGGACAAUGAAACUAAAUGUUUUUGUCCCACAAUUGAUUACCGAAAGAAACACAAACAUGGAGGUAUCCGAAAACUGCACUUUAACGGAAAUCCGAUUGAUAAAUGGAGAGAAGUGUGUAAAUUGGGUUACGCAUUUCCUAAUUUAGAAUCACUUGUACUUGCCGAUUGUCCGAUUGAGUCGCUUGAUGUUAAUGUAGAAAGCGAUGAUGAGAAAUGUAAUAGGAAUUAUGAGCGAUCGGAAAGUGAAUGUGAGUCGGGGAAUAACAAAGAAUCGCCACAUGAUAGUUUCAGAGUUUUGAAAUUUUUAAAUUUAAAUUCGACAAGACUUGCCACUUGGGAUGAUAUCGAACGAUUGUCCAAGUUUCCAGCUCUUCACUGCGUCAGAAUACAGGGUUGUCCGUUGUGGGAGAGCAACGAGUACACCGAACACGAACGCCGCCAACUCCUCAUUGCCCGCCUCCCAAAUGUGGAGAUUUUAAACGGGGGCGGCGUUAUCGGAAGUGACGAAAGGGAAGAUGCAGAAAGAGCUUUCAUUCGCUAUUACAUGGAAAAACCGGAAAGUGACCGACCGGAAAGAUAUUUCGAAUUAGUUUCGAUUCAUGGCAAAUUAGAUCCGUUAGUAAACGUUGAUUUAAGACCGGAAAAACGAGUCAAAGUCACAUUUACUUGUGGUUCAAAUAGCGAAGUUCGAUCGGUGGAUGUUUAUCGGUCAGUGAGCGAUUUGAAAACGAAAUUAGAGGCGUUUGCUGGGUUUUCAGCCGCCAAAAUGAGGUUGUUUUACGUCGAUCAAGACUUGAGGGAUAUUCAAGGCCCGGAGGAAAUGAAGUAUCCGCAUAAGCAGCUCUACAGUUACAACAUACAGUCAGGCGAUGAGAUUAUAAUUGAUUGCAAGAAGAAAAUUAACGAAAAGUAAAGUAGUGGCCAUAAGAUGGAUGCGUAUAUUGUUUUAGAAACUAAUUAAGUUUUCAAUUAAAUAUUUUUCUACGUAACAACGUCUUCAUUGUCUAGCAGCUGUAGUCUAGUUAAGAUUUGUGAUAUUUGCUGUUUGUUCAGCAAAACUAUUGUGAAAAUGAAACUGCCAUGUAGUUUUUAUUUUUCCCAUUAAUUCGUACUAAAACUGGUGUGUGGUAAAUAUUGUGAAUUAACAAAACUCGAGUAAAUAAAUUAAUAUAUUUGAA